AUGCGCUCCCUUGCCACAGCUAGAAGCGGUGACUGGAACGGCUGCGCCACUACCGUUGUGAAAACCAAUCUGUCUGAUAUCAUAUCUAUUGUAAAGGGCAAAGUCGAAGAGGUCACCUUACCUGAUGGCAUUGAGAAAGUUGACAUCAUUAUCUCUGAAUGGAUGGGGUACUGUUUGUUCUACGAGAGCAUGCUGGAUACAGUGCUGUACGCUCGGGACAAGUGGCUCGCAACUGAUGGUCUCAUGUUCCCUGACCGGGCUACGUUGUUUGUAUGUGGCAUCGAGGACCGACAGUACAAGGACGACAAGAUCAAUUGGUGGGACGAUGUCUACGGGUUCAACAUGAGCGCCAUCCGCAAGAUAGCCAUCAGUGAGCCUCUGGUCGAUGUUGUUGAUCCUAAACAGGUGGUAACCAACGCCUGUCUGAUAAAAGAGGUGGAUCUCUACACAGUCACUAAGGAAGAUCUGGACUUCCAAGCUCCAUUCCAUCUCCAAGUCCGUCGCAAUGAUUACAUCCAAGCAUUGGUCACCUUCUUUACCAUCGAAUUCACCAAGUGUCACAAGAGGAUAGGACUGAGCACGGCUCCAGAAGCUCCCUACACCCACUGGAAGCAGACUGUCUUCUACAUGGACGACUACAUGACGGUGAAGAGGAACGAGGAGAUCUACGGCGUGUUUUCGAUGAAGCCCAACAAGCGCAAUAACAGGGAUCUGGAUUUCACCAUUGACAUCGAGUUCAGGGGCGAACUGUGUGAGGUGCACGAGGCCAACCAUUACAGGAUGCGUUAAGAUGGUUUAUUUGGUCCGGAUCUGUAUUAAUUUUUAGAACUUUUUUUUUAAACUGAAAUUUUUAAAGUCAGUUUCAAUCAUAGCAUAUCUGCAAAAAGAAUUUACAUUUAUUAAACUAAGUGAAAGAAAUAAAAAAAAACUCUUCUCGUAGUUAUUAUAAUGUAAACAAUACUGUCUGUUAAAUUUGGAUCACAAAAUUACUACCAACACAAGUGGUCAAAAAUAGUUUCUAUGAGAUUGUCUAGAAAUCAACUGAGCUAAAAAAAACGAUACAAAACUUUGCUUCCGAGUUCCCGUUCAUUGAUUGCCGGAUUCCUGUUGGUAAAUCCGGCUAAAAUUAAAACUGAUUUAAACAUUUUUUGAACUGUAUUUGAGCCGGAUUCACCAUAUGCAAUCAAUGAACGGGAAAUCGGAAGCAAAGAUGACUGUUUAGCUCAGUUGAUUUCUAGAAAAUCUCAUAGAAACUAUUUCUGACCAUUUGUGUUGGUAGUAAUUUUGUGAUCCAAAUGUAACAGACUUUAUGAUGACAUUAUAAUGACAAUGAGAAGAGUUUUUUUUUAUUUCUUUCACUUAGUUUAAUAAAUGUAAAUUCUUUUUGCAGAUAUGCUAUGAUUAAAACUGAAUUAUACUUGUAAUCUAAAUAGGGGUAAUCCUGCAGCAUCAGUUUAAACAUCACUAUGAAUUAUUUUUACAGUUAAUCAGUUUAAUUAAUUUAUCCGUAAAUAAAUUAUUUCUUUGGCCUGAAGUCAUGGGAGUUUGAAUUUUAAACAAUGUUUUAUUUUUAUAUAGGAACAAGCUUGAAUUAAUUUUACAAAAAUCCUAAACCAUUGCUCAUGUUUUGUUAUAAUUUAAUUUUUGAACAUUUAAAAUUUAGGAUAUAAAAAACAAAUCUGUGAUUUUUGUUCGCAUAGAUUUUAUACGACUGUGUUUUAUAUGUGAUCAGUGAGUAAUAUAAAACAGUCAAAAAAUAAAAAUUGAAAUUUUGUACAA
Molecule: messenger RNA, 1779 nt
Organism: Homalodisca vitripennis (glassy-winged sharpshooter)
Lineage: Eukaryota; Metazoa; Arthropoda; Insecta; Hemiptera; Cicadellidae
Product: protein arginine N-methyltransferase 1-like
Exons: 4
Coding region: 1-789 (262 amino acids)
Biological process (GO): peptidyl-arginine methylation
Cellular component (GO): nucleus
Molecular function (GO): protein-arginine N-methyltransferase activity
Source: RefSeq, a predicted model, not a curated record